This is a messenger RNA of Didymodactylos carnosus, 707 nucleotides long. The record is from the annotation of a GenBank genome assembly. Lineage: Eukaryota; Metazoa; Rotifera; Eurotatoria; Philodinida; Philodinidae.
CAGAAAUAAGAAACUGUCUUCUUGUCGAAACAACAAAUGAUGGUAUUCUUUGUGCGAUUCUCUACAAGAUGUACUCCGCGUACCAGCUGGUUUCAAGUACGUGCAUUCGUUUAUCGCUGUUUUUAUUCUCAAUUAUGUGAUCAACUUAUUCGACCUGAACUUCUCUCUCAAUCAAUUCAAGAUCAAUUUAUUAAUCUAUUACGUUUAUUAAUUGAACAGAAACCCCGUCAUUUUUUUCGUCUGGGUAUUAUUACAACAUCCUCAGCAACAGAACAACAAAUGAUCAAUGAACUUCAACCAAUACAAAUUCUUAAUGUUUUACGUGAUCAUGACUUAUUAAAUAAAAAUGACUUUCAACAAAUUGUUCAACAAAUGAUUCGUGAUUGUAAACUGGUUAAAUCACAGAUUGCUGGUCUAGGAAAAUCUACUAUUAUUCGUCGUGCUAUUGAACAAUCAAAAAAAAAUUAUGUCAAAUUUCCUAUCUAUGCCGCUUUUGAUGUUGAUACAUUAGCUGAAAGACUUCAAACAAAAUAUCCUCAACUUCAAACAGGAGCAAUUCAUUUUGAUAUUGGUUCAGUUGAUAAUAGUCAACAAUUAAAUGAUAUUCUCCAUUGUCUUCUUCUUUUUCGAAGUUUUCGAUUUGGACAAAUAGCCGUUUCGAUUCCCGCAGGGACUCCUUUGUAUGUUGAAUUGGAUUCGUCAUAUCA